AUGAACGACAUUGCGCCUGUGGCAGACCGCCAUUCGGAGAAGUCCAUCUCGCAGUCCAAUGACAUGGAGAAGCAGACCGCGGAGACUGCGCAGCUCCAGCGGAAAUUGAAGAGCAGGCAUCUGCAAUUCGUCGCCAUUGGUGGUACCGUUGGAACGGGUGUUUUCAUCGCUUCUGGUCGAUCAAUCGCUACUGCUGGUCCCGUUGGCGCGCUCCUCGCAUAUGCCUUCGUUGGAACUCUGGUCUAUUCGGUCAUGAUGUCCCUGGCUGAGAUGGCUACCUAUCUUCCCAUCUCAGGUGCCUUCGCCCGCUAUGCAGCCCGAUUCGUCGACCCCAGCCUUGGCUUUGCUAUGGGAUGGAUCUACUUCUUCUCCUGGGCAAUCACCUAUGCGCUUGAACUUACCGCCGCCGGACUGGUUAUCCAAUGGUGGAACUCGACUCUAAGCAUUGGAAUCUUCAUCACCAUUUUCUGGGUACCCAUCACUCUUCUCAACUUCAUGCCUGUGAACUUCUUUGGAGAGGCAGAACUCUGGUUUGCCAGUAUCAAGGUCGUCACACUUGUUGGUUUCAUGAUCUUUGCCAUCUGCAUCAAUGCAGGCGUCGGUUCCCAAGGUUAUAUUGGGUUCAGGUACUGGGUUACUCCCGGAGCUUUUGCCCCUUAUCUUACCGAGGGACCAAAGGCCAAAUUCGUGGGCUUCUGGGCUGUGCUUGUUCAAGCUUCUUUUGCCUUCCAGGGCACGGAGCUUGUCGGUGUUGGAGCCGGCGAGAGCGCUAACCCCCGCAAGACCAUGCCUUCGGCUGUUCGAAAGACGUUCUGGAGCAUCUUUUCUCUUUUCAUGCUCACCAUCUUUUUCAUCGGCAUUCUCGUCCCAUACACCAACGAGGAUCUCACUCUUGGCAACACCAAUGCUGGAUCCUCGCCACUUGUCAUUGCUGCCAAACUCGCAGGUGUAAAGGUGCUGCCAGAUAUCAUCAACGCUGUCCUUUUGACAGUUGUGCUUUCUGCUGCCGCUUCCAACGUCUAUUCCGGUAGCCGAAUCUUGGUUGGUCUAUCGGAGGAACGCUGUGCGCCACAGAUCCUUCAGAAAGUUAGCAAGCGGGGUGUUCCCUACUAUGCAGUGGCAUUCACCUCUGCAUGGGGUCUCCUUGCCUACAUGAACCUUUCCGACAAUGGUGGCGAGGUCUUCAACUGGUUCCUCAACAUCACUGCUGUUGCUGGUUUGAUUGCUUGGACCUGCAUUUGCUUCUGCCACAUCCGUUUCAUGGCAGCCCUCAAGGCUCAGAACAUCGACCGCGAUACCUUGCCCUUCAAGUCCUGGGGUGGAAAGGUGCUCGCAUGGUACGGAUUUGGCUUCUGCUUGAUCGUCACUCUCACCCAGGGAUUCACAGCCUUUGUUCCCUGGAGCACCGAAGACUUCUUCAUUGCUUACAUUAGUUUGAUCCUGUUCGUCGUCAUGUAUGCUGGCCAUAAGCUCUGGACUCGAUGCAGCUUCGUCAAGAUGGCUGAGGCCGAUCUCGUGACUGGUCGCUUCGAAGAUGUUGAGACGGAGACCUGGGAGGAGAGCCCUCGCAGUCAGUGGAGGAAGGCUGUCGACUACGUUUUUUAA
This is a messenger RNA of Aaosphaeria arxii CBS 175.79, 1605 nucleotides long. RefSeq names its product histidine permease. The record is from RefSeq and is a predicted model, not a curated record. Gene Ontology annotation, cellular component: membrane. Gene Ontology annotation, molecular function: amino acid transmembrane transporter activity. NCBI's taxonomy places the organism in Eukaryota, Fungi, Ascomycota, Dothideomycetes, Pleosporales. The transcript is spliced from 2 exons. Bases 1 to 1605 code for a protein of 534 amino acids. Gene Ontology annotation, biological process: amino acid transmembrane transport.